AUGCUCCCGUCAACAAUACGGACAAGGCUCACGAAUGUCGCACACCGCAGGUUCAACUCCACCAGCACCGCGACACCACCACCACCUCGACCUGGGCAAGCACCAAAAGGACAAGGCUUGGAUCAGCCCAAGGCAAUCUUCUGGGGCUGGGCAGCAUUGGUCGUCGUCGCUGGCUUCGGUUACUUCGCGGUCAAGUCGAACAACACAGCCAAGAAGCGCGAUUUUAUGAUCAAGCAGGGUCAGGAGCUGCAACGGCGGCAGAAUGGAUCUUUGGAGGAUGGGUCGCCUGCUCCUUCUUCAACGCCAGUCCUUAUGUCUUCAAGCAACCAGGAAAAGUACGCACAGUCGCCAUUACAAAGCCUUACGGCUGCUUUCAAUCGUCAGACAACACAGCGCUCGCGUGGUAGAGAGUCGAACAAGGAUGACUCUGAACAGUGA
Messenger RNA from Ustilago hordei, 438 nucleotides. RefSeq lists its product as uncharacterized. NCBI's taxonomy places the organism in Eukaryota, Fungi, Basidiomycota, Ustilaginomycetes, Ustilaginales, Ustilaginaceae. The transcript is spliced from 3 exons. The record is from RefSeq and is a predicted model, not a curated record. The coding region runs from base 1 to 438 and encodes 145 amino acids.